Messenger RNA from Dentiscutata erythropus, 1560 nucleotides. The record is from the annotation of a GenBank genome assembly. NCBI's taxonomy places the organism in Eukaryota, Fungi, Glomeromycota, Glomeromycetes, Diversisporales, Gigasporaceae.
AUGACUCAAGAAAAUGAAAGUUUGAUAAUUAAAACUGAUACCACAAAUAAAAAUUCUCAAACUCUCGUUGAAGAUUGCCUCUAUCUAGCUUUUAGACUACUCACAACCAACAAAGAUUUGUAUUCUUGCGUUUUGGUCAAUAAAUCUUGGGCUACUAUUGCUAUACCAAUUUUAUGGGAAGCUCCUUUUCGAAAUGAUUACAGCUUCGUACCAUCUCCAAAAAUUAUUAAUGUCUAUAAAGCAUUUUUACCCGAUAAUGAACAAGGAAUUAAUCUUCCUCCGCAUAGAAUUCCUUUUGGCUAUCCUUCAUAUCUCAAAGAACUCCCCUUUGACUGUUUCUGUAAUGCUGUUGGUAAGCCUGAUAUUCGCAAACCCAUUGAUCAUGAACUUAUAAAAAGGUUGCUUAAAAUGUUUGCUUCCCAUGGUGCAAUUUUACGGAAAUUUGAUAUCUGUAGUUUUCUGGCUAAUCAGGAAAUUCUAAAUAAAAAUUGGAUUGCACUUCCUAGUAACCCAGAAUUCUCUUCAAUGUUUGGUAAUAAUUUAACAUAUUUCAAUUGUGGUAUUCAAUGGUCAGAUAAAAAGGUCGAACUCUUUAAUGCAUUAGCUUUAAAUUGUCACAACAUUAAACAUCUUAAGGUUAAAGUUUGGCGUGAAGAUGAAGGAAUAGCAUUAGCAAAUCUCAUUCGUGUUCAAAAGCAAUUAGUUAAAUUUUCUUUAUUGAACAGUAAUUUUUACGCAUCAAUCGUUGUUCAAGCUCUAAUAUCUCAUACAAAAUCUCUCGACUCUAUAUCGUUUAAACAUAUGAGUAAUGGAAAUGGAUAUUUCAAUACACCUCCUUUCUUUGAUCAUUCGGACUGUCAAUUAAGCACAAAGGCUGUCGAUGUUAUUGUUCAAUGCACUAAUGUUACUAAAUUGAAAUUCAGACAAUGCGAAGGAUUAAACUUUACAAGAUAUUACCCUUUUAGAUCUGCUUUUUCAAAUCUGAAAUCUUUAAUCUACAACUUUGGUGGUUUUAAAGAACAUGACACGGCAACUCCUUUAAAUUUGUUAUCUGGUCUCAUUAAAACGAGCUGCAAAACCCUCGAGAUUAUUAACUUUAUUUGGAGUACUCCUAAAAUUCUUGACAUAUCUCAACUCGUUCAAGCAAUUGCUCAAUACACACUUCAGCUCAAAACUUUAAAUAUUCCUCUUUAUACUUUAGAACAAGUUUCUUUAAUUUACCAGUUUUGUGACAAAUUAGAGAAUCUCAAACUCAAUUUAUUCAAAACGAUUGAUGCAAAUAAUGCUUUAAGAAUUUUUGCUAAUGAGUUACAUGAUAAUCUUAAGAUUAUUGAUAUUGGGUUAAAUAUAUAUAAGCAUGAUGUUCCCUUGGAUGAAACUCAAUUAGAUCAGAUUUUUAGUGACAUUUUUCUGAAGAAUAAGCAAAUCAAAAGCUUUAUUUUAGAUGAAGUUUAUCGUAUGUCAGAAAUUUCAGGAACUAAAAUAAAAUCUUUACAAGAAAUGUAUCCAAAGCUUAAAAUUUUGAAUGCUAGUCGUCACCCAUCUAGGUUCACUUAUUGA